This is a messenger RNA of Spea bombifrons (plains spadefoot toad), 857 nucleotides long. RefSeq names its product cilia and flagella associated protein 68 (gene CFAP68). Gene Ontology annotation, cellular component: nucleus. Bases 80 to 511 code for a protein of 143 amino acids. NCBI's taxonomy places the organism in Eukaryota, Metazoa, Chordata, Amphibia, Anura, Pelobatidae. The record is from RefSeq and is a predicted model, not a curated record. The transcript has 4 exons.
UAUUGAAUUUCUAAAUGUGAAUUGUAUCGAUUGAAUAGACGUUGCACGGGGCUCGGAAAGUGCGAGGAGUUAUCGCGGAAUGUCUGAGCGCCUAUAUUCCGGACCUUGUUACGGGUCUCUCUUACAUGCAGAUGGACACGGAGAGGUGUGGAUGGAUCAUGGGCCAUUCUCUAAGUUCAAGCAGUAUGGCUGGCGAUGUACAACUAAAGAGGAUUCUUACUCCAAUAAGACCCUCAUGGGUAACUGGAAUGAAGAACGGUAUGACCUACGUAAACUGAAAGAGAGGAAGCCCAUGCCCUCACAGUUUGCUCACUAUUACCAAACCUCCCACUCCAUUGAUUACCCCAAAGGAGACUUGUCUUCCGGGCGACAGGUUUUCAAACAAGAACCUCAUGCUUUUCCGGGACAUCAGCCAGAACUGGAUAUCUCCCCAGACAAACGUCUUCAGAGUUCAUGCUAUAUGACUGAUUAUAAAAAUCCUUGGCUGCUACCCCAAAAUCCUUUGCAGUGAAGACAACAAAAGCUCCUAUUUGUACCCUGAGCCUUAAAAUUAAUAUAAUAUUAGGAGCUCCCCUGUAAGGAUUGCCUGGUAUUUAUGACCUUCCAGUGUUUAUAACAUUUUAGUAAAUAAUUUUAUUGGAAAGUCUAUUAAGUGUAAGUAUACAUUAUCAGUGGGGCACUUUGCUGUGGCCUUAUAUAGUUGCUUCUGACGUAAACAGUAUUGCUAAAACAAACCACAUGCUACUUGCCGAUAGUCCCAACUAUGUAGGUUUUCAUAUUAACAAAGACUUUAUGAACACAUGUAUGAGGAAAUCUCAACAUUAUUUUCCCAAAUAAAAAUUGGAUAUGAACAUUAA